AUGGCGGGCGCCUCCGACCCCCUGGAAGAUAUGCUGUUUUCAGAGGUGGAUGAGAAAGCUGUGAGCGACCUGGUGGGCUCUUUGGAGUCCCAGCUGUCCGGACAAAGCAACCCCGGAGGGAAAGCAGAGGAAAACGGAGGCUCCGUGGCCCCCGCUAACCAUCACUUAGGGAAAACGCUACCAGCACAGGCACAACAACAACAAGGACGGCGGUAUAAUAAACCCGAGAUGCACCAGGACGCAAACUGCAAAGAUACAACUCUAACGUCUUCCCCUGCAGGAUGCACGGCUUCCUUCACCGAUCUUACCGCCACUUCUGCAGCCUGUGGCGGGUCGCAGUCACACGGAGCAUCCAUCACAACACUGACCGCUUCUGGUGUGUCAACUUUGGCAUCGACGCCGGGCAGCAUCAGCACCGCCUCCAGUAAGGUGAGCCCGGGGAAACGCGUGAACACACCGAGGAGAAACGCUUCUGCUCGGAUCAAGAGUUUGAACGGCGCCGCUGUAGGGACCAGGAGGAACAGCAACACGGGGGAAAACCUGAGCCCUCCUGUGGAUGCAACUACUCCAAACUCUGCUCCUCUGGCGGUGACAUCCUCUAUUAAUGCUUCUACUUUCACCCUGUCUCAUGCAAACAUCCCUGCAGGACAGUCAGCUAUUGCUCUGGACCGGGGGACUCCCACCAUCGCUCUGCAGAGACUCCCGAGUCACAUUGUGGCGAGCAUAGCCCAAAAUGGGACCAGUGUUUCGGCCUUGGUGCAGCAGGGUGCCCCAGUAGGAUCCACAGAAUCAGCAGAAGCAGCUCCACAGGGGAACCACAGCAAAACACUCACAGACACUUCCAAAGCAGACGAUUGUCAGUCCAAAAUUGUAAUGUCAGGUCAACCUGUUGGUGGUGUUGUUAACUCUGUAAUAAACUCUGUUGUCACACCACCACCAACAACUACAAUUACUAUAACUACAGCAGCAGCUACAACCACCGCAACAACAACAGUAUCCCAGCCUCAGAUCUCUGCUACAUCCACAGCAGGGUCUGCAUGUGUGAGUGCUCAGACUCCAUCAGUGACCUCCACUGUGAGCAUGAUCAGACCCACAAUGCCCUCCCCAACCCAGUCUACACCCCCCCGUCCUGGACUCGCAGCCCCUCAGAGGAUCGUGGCCCCCCAGCUGAUAGUGAGACCCCCUCAGCAGCAGACCACCAUCCAGCUGCCCCCCGGGUUCACCAUCCCUCAGGGGAUGGUACUGGUGCGCACGGAGCUGGGUCAGCUGGUGAUGGUUCCUCAGCAGGCAUUGGCCCAGGCCCAGGCUCAGGCUCAAGCUCAGGCCCAGAACAACAUCUCUCCACGGCCCCCCACCCCCACAGCAGGAGCCCCCACCUUCAGAGUGACCACGCCCCAGUCUCCAGUGACCCCUCAGCCCCCCAGGCAGUGUCUUCCAGCCAAGAUGGCUCCUUCUCCUUCUCCCUCUCCUUCAGGCCCUGCCCUCCAGACCUCUUCCUCCUCCUCCUCCUCUUCCUCUUCCUCCUGUCCUGCACUCCGCCCAAAGUGCCCCGUGGCUCCAGCAGUGACGGCUCCGCAGCAGACUCCCGUGGCCGUGGCCCCCCCGGCCCCCCCGCCUGCCCCCCCCCAGCCCCCCCAGCAGACGGGCGUCACCGGAGGACCCAUCGUGUCCGGGGAAAUGCAGGACAAUGUGAAGAAGUGUAAGAACUUCCUGGCCACACUCAUCAAGCUGGCGUCUCACAACUCUCCGUCUCCAGAGACCUCGAAGAACGUCAAGUCUCUGGUCCAGGACCUGCUGGAUGCAAAGAUAGAACCGGAGGAGUUCACCAGCCGGCUGCAGACGGAGCUCAAGUCCUCUCCGCAGCCCUACCUGGUGCCCUUCCUCAAGAAGAGUCUCCCGGCCCUCCGGCUCUCUCUGUUGAGCAGUCAGCACACUGUGACCCAUCCCCCGCAGCAGGGAUUCAAACCAGCACCCGGCGGCCCCCCCCCUGCCAUCGCGGCUGGGCCAGCUGUCCGCAUCCGCCCCCCCCACAGCGUCAGCGUCACCGCAGGAGCUGGGAUGGGACAUGCAGCUGGCAUGGGAAUGAGAGCAGGCGCUAUGAGUGGCCAGGUCCGGAUGCCCAUGGGGAUCCCACAUCCUGUCAGAGUGCAAGGCACAAUGUGCAAGGCAGGAUUCAUCCAAGGCAAAAGUCCCAUGGCGGUUCAGAUGUGUGGAAAUCAGAAAAACAAGCUCAACGACCCCGGAGGAGGCUCUUUCAGGGACGAUGAUGACAUCAACGACGUGGCCUCCAUGGCCGGGGUGAACCUGAACGAGGAGAGCGCCAGAAUACUCGCCACCAACUCUGAGCUGGUGGGAACGCACAUCCGUUCGUGUAAAGACGAAGCCUUCCUCCAUCCGGGACUGCUCCAUCGACGAAUCCUGGAAACAGCUAAGAAGUUUGGAGUCACAGACGUCCCGAUGGAGGCGGUCACGUUCAUCUCACACGCCGCACAAUCACGACUUCGAACUGUCGUAGAGAAGGUUUCCAGCAUCGCUCAGCAGCGACUGGACUCCUGUAAGGACGAAGAGGGCUACGAGCAGUCUGCAGACGUUCGCUCGCAGCUGCGCUUCUUCGAGCAGCUGGAGAGGAUGGAGAAGCAGAGGAAGGACGAGCAGGAGAGAGAGAUCCUGCUGAAGGCCGCGAAAAGUCGCUCCAGGCAAGAGGACCCAGAGCAGGCUCGUCUGAAACAGAAAGCUAAAGAGAUGCAACAGCAGGAACUGGCACAGGUGAGGCAGCGAGAGGCUAACCUUACAGCACUAGCCGCCAUCGGACCCCGAAAAAAACGUAAAAUGGAUUCACCGGGGGCCACACCAUCAGGGACCGAGGUGUCAGGCAGCUCGAUGGGCUCCCCGUCCGGCUCCUCCGCCCCCUCCUCCUCGUCGCGUCAGUACGCACGGCAGCGCAUCACACGCGUCAACCUCAGGGAUUUAAUCUUCUACAUGGAGCAGGAGAGAGAGACCGCCCACUCCCUCCUCCUCUACCGCGCCCUGCUCAAGUAGCCUCAACCCCCCCCCCCCC
Messenger RNA from Trematomus bernacchii (emerald rockcod), 3058 nucleotides. Its product is annotated as transcription initiation factor TFIID subunit 4-like. The transcript is spliced from 15 exons. Lineage: Eukaryota; Metazoa; Chordata; Actinopteri; Perciformes; Nototheniidae. The coding region runs from base 1 to 3039 and encodes 1012 amino acids. Gene Ontology annotation, cellular component: transcription factor TFIID complex. Gene Ontology annotation, molecular function: protein heterodimerization activity; DNA binding; RNA polymerase II general transcription initiation factor activity. Gene Ontology annotation, biological process: transcription initiation at RNA polymerase II promoter; DNA-templated transcription. The record is from RefSeq and is a predicted model, not a curated record.